AUGGCAUCGAUUCCGCACCCCCUGUCGGCCCUGUCUCUGGAAGAGACGAACAGGGCCCGAGACAUCGUGCUCGCCGCUCACCCUGGCACGGUGCUGGACUUCAGGCAAAACUACCUCUGGGAGCCGCCAAAGGCUGAGGUGCUGAAGUUUCUCGAUCUCGAGCACUCCGGUGCGCUCACAGCGUCGUCGCCGAGGCCGGCGAGAUGCGCGCAGGUCUUCUACGAUGUUAUUGGCGGCGCCGCGAAGGCGCAGUACUACGAGUCCAUCGUGGACCUGGGUCUCGGUAAGAUCGUGGACCAGAAGCUUAUCGGCUCCGAGCACCAGGCGAGCUUGACCAUUUACGAUUUCGAGGUUCUGGCCGAGGCCGUCAACCGUUCUCCGUUGUUCAAGGAGAAGAUUGCGGAGCUGAAGCUGCCAGAGGGCUUCGAGGUCGUCGUCGAGCCGUGGCCGUACGGCGCUCCUGAUGCCGCGGAUGGCAACAACCGUUAUUUCCAGGCCCUGAUCUUCGCUCGCGAUACGCGGAGCGGGAACCCUGACUCUAACUUCUAUGCCUACCCCCUGCCUCUAAUUCCCGUUAUGGAUGCGCACAAGAAGGAGAUUGUGCGUAUUGAUGAGCUUGCUACGGGCGGAGGAAAAGAUCCUCUGACGGGCAAGACGCAUGCUCCCACCAUCAUUGACCACUGCAAGGAGAGCGAGUACGUCCCUGAGCUGUUGCCGAACGGUACUCGUAAGGACCUGAAGCCCUUGACUGUACAGCAGCCCGAGGGACCCAGUUUCUCCAUCACGGAUGGCAACUUGAUUGAGUGGCAGAAGUGGCGUAUGCGUGUUACCUUCAACCCCCGUGAGGGUGCUGUUGUUCACGAUAUCCGGUACGAUGGACGUCCAGUCAUGUACCGUCUUAGCAUGAGUGAUAUGACCGUACCUUAUGCUGACCCUCGCCCGCCUUUCCACCGCAAGCAAGCCUUCGACUUCGGUGACGGUGGCUUGGGCAACGCUGUCAACAACCUGACUCUCGGCUGUGACUGCUUGGGUGUCAUCAAGUACUUCGAUGGUGUCCUCAUCGACGGCAAGGGUGCGGCCGUCGACUCCAAAAACGUCAUCUGCCUCCACGAACAAGACAACGGCAUCAACUGGAAGCACACCAACUGGCGCACCGGCCGCGCCGUCGUCACGCGCCGCCGCGAGCUCGUCAUCCAGUUCAUCAUCACCCUCGCCAACUACGAGUACAUCUUCAACUACAAGUUCGACCAGGCCGCCGGCAUCGUCGUCGAGGCCCGCGCCACCGGCAUCGUCUCCGUCGUCAACAUCGACCCCGGCAAGACCAGCCCGUGGGGCAACGUCGUCAGCCCCGGCGCCCUGGCGCAGAACCACCAGCACGUCUUCUGCGUCCGCAUCGACCCCUCCAUCGACGGAAACGAGAACACCGUCGUGCAGGAGGAGAGCCUGCCGCUGCGGAUGGACCAGCGCACGAACCCCAACGGCAACCUCUACGAGGUCAGGCAGACGCAGGUCACGACCUCGGCGGGCUUCGACGCGGCGCCGAUGAACAACCGCGUGUUCAAGAUCCAGAACCUCGCGAAGCCCAACCCGAUUACCGGCAAGCCCGUCGGUUACAAGAUCACGCCGCCUGCGACGCAACUGCUGCUUGCGGACCCCAACAGCGUGCAGUCCAAGCGCGCGCUGUUUGCUCGUCACCACCUCUGGGUCACCAAGUACAAGGACCACGAGCUCUUCGCCGGUGGGCGCUACACCCUUCAGAGCAAGCUCGAAGUUGGUGGUGUCAAGGAUGCCGCGGACAGGAACGACGACGUGCUUAACCAGGAUGUCGUCCUCUGGAGUGUAUUUGGCCUGACGCACAACCCUCGUAUCGAGGACUGGCCCGUCAUGCCUGUCGAGAUGCUGCAGCUGCACAUCACGCCGUCCGACUUCUUCACCGGCAACCCGGCGCUGGAUGUGCCCUCAGAUAAGGACAUUGGAUCCAAGCUGACGUCUGGGUGCUGUGCUAAGGAGGAGCUGCCCAUCCGAAGCAACUUGUAG
Molecule: messenger RNA, 2037 nt
Organism: Colletotrichum karsti
Lineage: Eukaryota; Fungi; Ascomycota; Sordariomycetes; Glomerellales; Glomerellaceae
Product: copper amine oxidase
Exons: 5
Coding region: 1-2037 (678 amino acids)
Biological process (GO): amine metabolic process
Molecular function (GO): primary methylamine oxidase activity; copper ion binding; quinone binding
Source: RefSeq, a predicted model, not a curated record